Messenger RNA from Ictalurus punctatus (channel catfish), 1818 nucleotides. It is a transcript of the gene hpxa, whose product is annotated as hemopexin a. NCBI's taxonomy places the organism in Eukaryota, Metazoa, Chordata, Actinopteri, Siluriformes, Ictaluridae. The record is from RefSeq and is marked provisional.
UCCAGCUUAGCUGUGUCUGCAGUGGAACCAGAGGAUCCUCUUAACCAUGAGGCUACUGAUCCAGACCUUCACGAUCUGCCUGGCUCUCUCUCUCUGCCUGGCAGCUCCCUCGCAUCAUCAUGAAGGUGUUAAAGGUGAAAAGGUAAUUGGGGCUAGUGACCAUUCGGAUGACCAUACUAAUGACCACGCCCAUUCCGACCACGGUCCCAACCAGAAAAACCACGGCCCUGCCCACCAUGACAACGAUCAUUCUGGCAACCAACACUUUGAUCGCUGCCAGGAAUUAGUGUUUGAUGCUGCUAUUGAGAACAAGGAAGGAGUUCAGUACUUCUUUAAAGAUAAUCAUGUGUUUAAGGGGUUCCAUGGUGACGGUGAGCUUACAAAUAAGACCUUCCCUGAGUUGGAUGACCAUCUCCUGGGACAUGUAGACGCAGCAGUCCGCGUGCCAUCUGAGGACAGUCCUGACCACCAUGAGCACUUUUAUUUCUUCCUGGAUGACAAGGUUUUCAGCUAUGAAAAUCACAAGCUGGAAGAAGGAUUUCCAAAAGCCAUCUCUGAGGUAUUCCCUGGUAUUCCGGACCAUUUGGAUGCUGCAGUUGAGUGCCACAAGCCUGACUGUCCCAAUAACACUGUGGUGUUUUUCAAGGGUCAUGAAAUCUACCACUUUGACCUUGACACAAAGGAGGUCCAUGAGAAAGAAUUCAAAAGCAUGCCCAACUGCUCUGCUGCCUUCCGCUAUGCGGGACACUAUUAUUGUUUCCAUGGCCAUGAUUUCUCCAAGUUCGACCCCAAUACUGGGGAAGUUAAUGGAAAAUAUCCAAAGGAGGCCCGUGAAUACUUCAUGAGUUGUCCCCAUUAUGGUGACAAGACUGAGGAAGAACACAUCGAGAGAGAGCAGUGCAGCCAUGUGCACCUGGAUGCCGUUGCUGAGGAUGAUGAUCACGAUCUGUUUGCUUUCAGAGGCCACCACUAUCUCAGUAAAAUCGAUGACAAAUAUCAUGCCGGCACUGUUCAGAGUGGCUUUAAAGGUCUGGAAGAUGAACAUGUCGAUGCUGCCUUCGCCCACGAAAAUCACAUUCACAUAAUCCAGGAUAAAAAAGUUUAUGUCUACAAUAUAUCACACACACCUGGAGUGGCCCACACUCUCCGUGAUGGUUACCCUAAGUGUGUGAAGGAAACAGUGGGCCUUGAGGGUCAUAUAGAUGCGGCCUUUAUUUGUCCUAAGGAACACAUUCUCCAUGUCAUCCAAGGUGACAAAAUAUACGAUGUGAACUUGGAAGUCGAACCACAUACCCACACAGAAGCACGACCUAUCCCAUUUAAGCAUGUGGAUACUGCCUUCUGUGGAGCAGAUGGUGUGUCAGUAGUGAUUGAUGACGAUUUCUACCACUAUGAGAGCCCUGCUACAUUCAUUACUUCCAGGAUCCUGCCUGUGAAGAAGGACGUGGCCAAGGAGCUGCUUGGCUGUGACCAUCAUGUGUGAGGGACAGAAAGAAGAUAACACCACCUCUAAAGGAAGACCACCCACCUUCCAUCUUCUGAAUAAUGCAAAAGUUAAAAACGAAACAGGCUGUAGCCGGUGGUCUCACUUUUUCACUCUGGCCUCAAAUGUAUAUUCCUACCUCUCGUCCUUUGUUUAACUAAGCCUGACUUUGAUUCCACAAACUCCAAAUGAAGCUAGGUCUUUUUUUUGGCCAAUGUGCGGUGUGUUAUUUUAAAUAGCUGUAUCCAAACAACAAGGCUAUUAUGUCUCUGUCAGCGCUGUCUGUAAAGAUUGAGAACCACCUGUGUGCUUUGUGGCUGAUGAAUAAACUAAAG